Messenger RNA from Poecilia reticulata (guppy), 1558 nucleotides. It is a transcript of the gene cryz, whose product is annotated as crystallin, zeta (quinone reductase). Gene Ontology annotation, cellular component: cytosol. The record is from RefSeq and is a predicted model, not a curated record. NCBI's taxonomy places the organism in Eukaryota, Metazoa, Chordata, Actinopteri, Cyprinodontiformes, Poeciliidae. Gene Ontology annotation, molecular function: NADPH binding; quinone reductase (NADPH) activity; zinc ion binding.
UUGUCGAAGAAGAAGAGGGAGCUGCCACCGUUCUUUUUUUUUUCCAGUCAGGGAAAGUAACGCUGAACUUCUCUGUCACCUGGUCCUGUUUGCAGAUCGAGUUGUAGGUGAGCUGACAUGUCAGGCAGCAGGAUGAUGAGAGCCAUCAGAGUCAGUGAGUUUGGAGCUCCGUCUGUCCUCAGGCUGUGCUCCGAUGUCCCUGUCCCUCAGCCGGGACACAGACAGGUACUGAUAAAUGUCCGUGCCUGUGGCGUGAACCCCGUGGAAACGUACAUCCGAUCCGGAUCUUACGCCCGGAAGCCCACUCUGCCAUACACACCGGGCUCAGAUGUAGCCGGAGUGGUGGAUGCUGUCGGAGAGGGAGUCACUGCAGUAAAGGCAGGGGAUCGCGUCUUCACCACCGCCACUCAGUCCGGAGGUUACGCGGAGUGCGCUGUAGCAGCGGACGACUGUGUCCACAAGCUGCCUGAUGCGCUGGACUUCACACAGGGAGCAGCCAUAGGCAUUCCUUACUUCACAGCCUACAGAGCCCUGGUUCACAAAGCUCACGCCAAAGCUGGAGAGACGGUCCUCAUCCAUGGAGCCAGCGGAGGGGUGGGUGUGGCAGCGUGCCAGCUGUCCCGCGCUCUGGGCCUCAGGGUGCUGGGGACGGCAGGGACACCAGAAGGGAUGAAGUUGGCCCUCGACAACGGAGCGCACUGUGCUUUUAAUCAUCGAGAGGAGGGAUACACAGACAGAAUCAUGGAGGCCACAGACGGCCGAGGCGUGGAUGUGAUAGUGGAGAUGCUCUCCAACGUCAACCUCGGCAAAGACCUCCAGCUGAUGGCGUACGGAGGGCGAGUCACGGUUGUCGGUUCAAGAGGCUCUGUAGAGGUCAACCCCAGAGACACCAUGGCCAAAGAGAGCAGCAUCAUAGGAGUGUCCCUUUUCUCCUCCACACCGGAGGAGAAGAGGGAGUGUGCGGCGCUGCUGUUUGCGGGAAUGGAGGCCGGCUGGCUGCGGCCGGUCGUCGGCCCCCAGUACCCUCUGGAGAAGGCCGCCCAGGCUCACCAGGACAUCAUCSAGAGUCCCGGGGCUUCUGGGAAAAUUGUCCUGACUAUGUAAUGUGCUGGACAUUGAGUAAGGGGUCGAUAUUGGAUUUUAUUUAGUUAAUUAGGAUUAUAUCCACACGCAACUAGUGACAAUACAACUACAUCUGACUAAUAGGAAAAAAAAAACAGUUUUAAAACGGAAAUUGUUUCACACUGGCUUAAUUGUUAUUUAAAAAAAAAGGCUAUUUUAAUGUGACAAUAAAAGCCUCAUAAAAAUUCAUAUUCUACUUUACUGAAUCUGACUGUUUGUGAUUGCAACCUGCCAAAACGUAGAAAAAAAUCAAGAGGCUUGAACACUUACAAGACACUGCCCUUUUUUUUUUUUUUUUUUACAUAAAUUACAUUUUAUUGAUGCUUUGAUUAUGCAAACUAUUUUAUCUCUGUUGGAAGCAGUUGUAUAUGCUGUAAAUAGCGAAUUGAUAAUAAAUCAGACUAAUAAAACAGAGUUCUGAACUUGUCACACACGA